This is a messenger RNA of Solanum pennellii, 1553 nucleotides long. RefSeq lists its product as uncharacterized. NCBI's taxonomy places the organism in Eukaryota, Viridiplantae, Streptophyta, Magnoliopsida, Solanales, Solanaceae. The transcript has 8 exons. The coding region runs from base 203 to 1219 and encodes 338 amino acids. Gene Ontology annotation, cellular component: membrane. The record is from RefSeq and is a predicted model, not a curated record.
AACUGUACAAAUAUUCCUCUUAUAUACAUUUUCCAUGAGAAACUUGCUUUAUACUGCAUUUCACCUUUGCCCUUAGCUUCCUUUAUCUACUUUUUACAGUACAUAACAUAUUCCCCACAACAUUUACACAUCAUAUAUCACAAACUCCACAUUUACAAAAUUUGGAGUUUCAAUUCUUUUGUAAAAAAAAAAUAAAAAUACAAUGAGUAUUUUAACAAGAGCUCCAAAGAAUUCUUGGCAGCCAGUGAUGAUUGCUGAUACAACAAUUCAUAAGUACUGGCUUAAUUGGAGGUUCUUACUAUGUUGCAUUUGGGUUUCAACAUCAAUGAUUUUUGCAGCAAUACUUGUAAAAAAGUAUGAAGGUUCUCGAAUUCGAAAAAAUCGAAACAUUGAAGCCCAAAAAACAGAGUCCUCUGGUUUAUUGUAUCAAGAUGAAGUUUGGAGGCCAUGUCUUAAAACUAUACACCCUGCUUGGCUUCUUGCAUUUAGAGUUUUCGCCUUUUUGAUUCUUCUGUUGUUGCUAAUCUUAAAUGUUACUGUUGAUGGAUGGGAGAUAUUUUACUAUUACACUCAGUGGACAUUUACGCUGAUUACUAUUUAUUUCGCGAUUGGAUCUGUUCUUUCGAUGUAUGGAUGUUAUAAGUAUCACAAUAAAAUUGGUAUCGAUGCAACUGAUAAUGAGAGAUUAGAUACUGAGUAUGAUUCACAAAAUUCUGCAAAAUAUAUGAGGGAAAAUGCUGAAGCAGAACAGCCUUCUCGUCAAAUUGCUGAGUUUUGGGAAUAUGUUUUUCAAAUAAUAUUUCAGAUGAAUGCAGGGGCUGUAACGCUUACGGAUUGUGUUUUCUGGUUCAUACUUGUUCCAUAUUUAACCAUCAAAGGCUACAAGUUGAAUUUUUGGAUUAUAAAUAUGCAUUCAGUCAAUGUUGUAUUUCUACUUGGUGAUACUGCUCUGAAUUGUUUGCGGUUUCCUUGGUUUCGAAUUGGAUACUUCUUUCUGUGGACAGGAGUUUAUGUUAUUUUCCAGUGGGUUGUUCAUGCCUGCAUUUCAAUCUGGUGGCCCUAUCCAUUUCUUGAUCUAUCAUCUGCAGUUUCACCUUUGUGGUACUUGUUGGUGGCAUUUAUGCACAUACCAUGCUAUGGUGUUUUUGUUUUGGUAAUGAAGCUGAAACACCAUUUGCUUUCGAAGUGGUUUCCUCAGUCUUAUCAGUGUGCAAGAUGAUACACCAACUUCCACGCGCUUCCAUCCCAACCAAGUCAGGAUCGGCUGUAUGAAUCCUCAUUGUACUAAGGCCAAAUAACAAAUUUUUCAGCUUUCAAGACGGCUAUAGCAGCUCGUGAUUUUGAACACCAAACUUGGAUCUUUUGUUCUUUUUUCUGGAAGGAACGACGAAAUGGAAAAAAAAAGUUAUUUAACAAAGUAGUUGUGAAUCUUUAGAAGUUUAGGCAAAAAAAAAAAUACAGUGAUUUAAACUUCUGGUUUGUUAGAUGUACAUUUUGGGGUAACUAUGGAAACAGAGAUUUUCUUAUUUAUAUAACUAUUCACUUGCAAUGUG